GGUCUGGCCAAAGGACAGUUAGGGGACGCCAGACUUCUUCAGCCGACAUCGAUGACAGCGGUUCCUCUAGUGUUGGAUCGCAUUUUGAAAGAAAUAUAUGAGAAACUCAACUCCAGAUCUCCCAUAUCUGCACCUCUUUUCACAUAUUUAAUGGAAUAUAAGAUUCGGUGGAAAACUAGAGGAUAUGACACUCCGAUUGUCAACCGAUUGCUGUGCAAAAAGAUAGCCGAAGCGGUCGGCGGGAACUUGGAGUACAUUAUGGUCGGCGGCGCUGCACUCAACCCACGGACACAGGCUCUGCUUAAAGCCGCUCUCAAUUGCAAACAAAUAACUCAAGGAUACGGGGCCACAGAAACGUGCGGAGGUGUGACCGGCAUGUAUGCGGACGAUCUGACCUACGGUAGUAUUGGCAUUCCUCUGGAGGGCGCGAAUAUGAAAUUGGUUGAUUGGGCUGAUGGGGGCUAUUUAACCAAGGACAAACCUAAUCCAAGGGGAGAGCUCAUGAUUGGCGGCGAUCUUGUGGGAGACGGCUAUUAUAAGGCGCCCGAACUGACCGCCGAAGCGUUUGUCACUGAUAGCGAUGGUCUUCGUUGGUUCUAUACGGGAGAUAUCGCUGAAGUGUUUCCCGACGGACACUUCCGCAUCAUUGACAGGAAAAAGGAUUUAACAAAAGUAUCAAAUGGAGAGUACAUCUCAUUAGGAAAAAUAGAAGCUUCGCUGAAAUCAAGCAAAUUAGUUGAGAAUAUAUGUGUUGUGGCCAAUAGUGAAGCCAAUUAUGUGAUCGCUUUAGUGACGCCAAAUAAUAAGGCUCUGUUUAGUUUAGGCCAAGAACUGGGACUACCGGCCAGUUAUGGUAGGGAACAGUUGUGCGCCGAGCCUUCAGUAUGUGAUAGAGUGUUGGAAAGUAUCCGAGAAAGCGCUCAAUUGAAUGAUUUGAAGCGA
This is a messenger RNA of Medioppia subpectinata, 942 nucleotides long. The record is from the annotation of a GenBank genome assembly. NCBI's taxonomy places the organism in Eukaryota, Metazoa, Arthropoda, Arachnida, Sarcoptiformes, Oppiidae.